CUCCUUAUCAAACUACCUUACACAGCUCUCUUCAUGAAUGUUCAAGUGGAAGAGUUGUAGAAGAGAGUUGAAGAGAAAUCAUUAAAUUUCACUAAAGCCUUAUCAAAAUCAAUGUCAUAAAGCUCUGUUUGUGAUUGCGUUCUUGAGUUAAAAACAUUUUUUUGUUAUCAAAUUUAUUAAGUUUGAAUUUGAUUGAGUUGUUAUCUUUGUAAUAAUUUGGCUCAAAUGUUGUAUGUCUUCAUCAAACCAUCUUUCUUCGUAAUUCUUUGGAUUUCGUGAAUCAUUUUGUCAAAUUAUACUUUUUUCCUAAACAACAUCAUUGUAACCAAAUUUAAUUUAAGAAAAGUAUCAUUUCACAGUACUAAAAAAAAAACCAAUCAACUUAAACAAGAAAUCUCACAUUGUAAUAAAGCAAUUCAUAGUUGUAUGUAAUAAAAAGAGAAAACCAAAUUAAAACAGCUCCUUAUGUUUUUUGGAAGAAAAGUCACAAGAAUCGCUUUCUCUCUCUCUCUCUCUCUCUCUCUCUCUCUCUCUCUCUCUCUCUCUCUCUCUCUCUCUCUCUCUCUCUCUCUCUCUCUCUCUCUCUCUCUCUCUCUCUCUCUCUCUCUCUCUCUCUCUCUCUCUCUCUCGUUGUUUUAGGUAAAAGAAGAAAUGAAAAAAUAUGCGGAUCCAUGUAAUCCCGCAUGACCCGUUACGGCUCAUUCCGCAAAAAGCCAGUCCUGCAAAGACACAUUCCCGCGAGAUCCGCAAAUUUAUGGACCUAAAAACCUCGUCCCAAUAUCAUCCCACGACAGUCUUUUACGGGUCAGGUCUGUGGUCCAAGUCCAUGAUUACCAUCUCUAAAUUUAAUUGUAAAUUUUUAAUUCAAACUGAAUUUCAUUUUGUGAACAAAAAACAAACAAACUGAAAAGUGUUAGAUUAAGUACGUCUUAAAAGUUUGCCAGCGAUAUAACUUAACAAGUUACAACUUUGAGUUGUUUGUUUUCACAUUUUUCUUUAUUAUUUACAAGUUCUUAGAAGCAUGUCUAUGAUUAAGUACACAUAAACGUUUGUCAACUAUAUUUUUAACUUGCAAGUUACAACUAUAGUUUGUUUGUUUUCACUUUUUUUCUUUUUAACUUACAAGUUUAGAACUUAAUGUUACAGAGUCAACUAGAUAUCAUUCUAUCUGGCAUGAGUUUAAAAUGUAUUCCGAUUAAUGUUAGAGAUAGCUAGAUCACUUCUGAACUACUGUAUAGAUUGCACAUGCCGAAACACAAACCCAUUUUGGCCAAAUAGUAACAAUUUGGUUUUCAGUAAGAAUCGAACCUACAAUGACAAUUUUACGUUGUGCCUCCCUUACAAUUAGGUUAUCAAUACUUGGUUUACAAGAUCAAAAUUGAUACCAUUUAUCUAGUUAUUUCUGAUUUAUCCAGUCUUGUGAUACUCCAUAUAAUUUGGAUGCCAACAAAAAAAACAAAGUGUUGUAUAUUUUUUAUCCAUAUCUGUGAGGGAUCAUAUAAUAAUUUGGGUGUAAUAAGGUGCAUAUAAUGAUUUGGGUGUAAUAAGGUGCAUAUACAACAAAAACAAAGUUUUUCCAAAGUCAAAAGGUUACAAUAUAAAUCAAACGAACAUACAUAAAACAAUUCCUUGUAGGACGAAUAAAAUAGUGAUGUUUGAUGAUUUCCAUGAAACUACACUUCCUUGGAGAAUCAAAAAAGAUUGAUAGUACUAUAGAUACAAAUCCCAAUGUCAAUAAAUGAACCAAAAAUCAGACCAUGUUCAUCUGUUUCUUCUUUCCUUCACAUCCAAUUUACCUUUUCUCCCAAGAUUUUCUCUUCUUCCUUCACUCUAUUUAUACUCCUUCAUUCCUUUUACACUUCUUCACAACUCUCCCUCUUCUUUCACCCACAAAAGGGUUUUUUCUUUUCUUUUGUUCCUCAUAUUCUACACCAAAAGUUUCAAUACAUUCUCUUUCAUAAAUAGCUAAAAACAACUUGUUGAUUGUAGUAAUGGCCGAGUUAAAAAGUAAGUUAAAUAAAGGUCACGCCUUCACAAGCAAAUGUGCAUCCUUGGUGAAGGAACAACGUGCUCGUCUCUAUAUUCUUCGUCGUUGUGCUACUAUGCUUUGCUGCUGGUACAUCCAUGGCGAUGAGUAAUGAGAUAACUCUCAUCCCUUAAUAUAUAUACAUAUAUUUAUAGAUAUCUCCUUUAGUUGUUUGGCAACUCCUACAAGAAACUUGAUGUCUCUCUUCCUGAACUAUUCUGAUGCAACAAACCCUUUUACAUUCCUGUUGUUUUUUAACCUAAAGGAUCAACCUCUUUAGGUUUUUUUGGUUUGCUUCAUUGGUUAAAUCUUCGUCAAAGAGAGAGAGAGAGAGAGAGAUAGCAAGAUUUAUCUGCCAAACAAGCCGUCUGAAACAGAGCUCCAAAGAUGCUGAUUCUGUAAGAAUUUGAAAGAUACUUGGAAGGGUUUUGUCUGUUUUGGUUUCAUAGUGACAUUGCUUCUGUAAUAUUUUCAGUUUCAUUUCUUU
Brassica rapa (field mustard) is the source of this 2513-nucleotide messenger RNA. RefSeq lists its product as uncharacterized. Gene Ontology annotation, biological process: negative regulation of cell population proliferation. The record is from RefSeq and is a predicted model, not a curated record. NCBI's taxonomy places the organism in Eukaryota, Viridiplantae, Streptophyta, Magnoliopsida, Brassicales, Brassicaceae.